CCAUCUCUUCUGGACCACUGUUCACUGCCUUCAUGAGGAGCACGAAGAAGCCAAGUCUUUUUCUUGCAUCUUUUUAUCUGUAAGGCAAACCAUUUUUGAAAAAUGAAACAUAUAUGUCUCACAUUGGACUACAUCGAGAACAGAGACUGGAAAGAGAUGCCAAUGUAUCGGGCAGCAUGUCCUACGGUUAAUUUUUUUUAACCUCUUUGGUGGCCGUGGAUCGUUCGGAGAAUAUGAUGGACCUGUGGACCCUCUCCCCAACACACCCCGCAGUAAGGUCAGUUCUCCGCCUCAUCUUACUGGCCCCAUCAGCAGUAUUUGCACCGUGCAUCGCUCCCUCCGCUCUCUCGGCUCUCCCGUCCGGGUCCCGCCUCAACCACCGCACCCUCCCUGAACUCAGUCAUCGACUGCACCUAUGGGACUACACUCGCCGGGAGGAGGAGUCGCCUGGAAGCAGGGGGCUCAGCCCUGGGCCGCGGGCGAGCCCGGAACACAGUUACCGGCCCCUGUUGUCCACCGGAACGCGAAGGGAGCGGAACGCGUAAGGCUGGGAACGGAAGAGAGAGCGGGGGCCGUGUUUGGCAGAGGACGAGGUAUUCCCGGUGUGUCUGCGGUUGAGUUGUUUCUCCGCGAUGUUGUGGAGGAUGUUGGCGGUCCUGCCUCUUCGCCUUCUCUCCCGCCUCCCUUUGUGCUCCGGGGGCCCGGAGGCCUUGGCGGCUGCGGUUGUGCUGCUUGGUGCUUCGCCCGGAACCGCCAGGUGUUUUUUUCUUUAAUGCAUCUUUCUAGGACACAAAAUAAUAUCCAAAGAUAUUUUGGCACUAGCAGCGUGAUCUAUAACAAGAAGGAUGAACAGUCUGUUCCAACCCAUGAGAUUUCCAAGGAGACGGAGAGCCAAGACAGUGUAAAGGAGAAUACGAAAAAAGACUUGUUAAACAUUAUUAAGGGCAUGAAAGUUGAAUUAAGCACAGUAAAUGUACAAACAACAAAGCCACCCAACAGAAGACAACUUAGAAGUUUGGAGGCCACAGUUGGCAGGCUUCAAAGAGCUCCUGAAGAUGCCCCAAAGAAGAGGUAAAGUGAACUGCAAUUUGAAUGUUCU
Molecule: messenger RNA, 1099 nt
Organism: Equus quagga
Lineage: Eukaryota; Metazoa; Chordata; Mammalia; Perissodactyla; Equidae
Product: 28S ribosomal protein S31, mitochondrial-like
Exons: 2
Coding region: 416-1075 (219 amino acids)
Cellular component (GO): mitochondrial small ribosomal subunit
Molecular function (GO): structural constituent of ribosome
Source: RefSeq, a predicted model, not a curated record